CUGUGAUGUGGCUGGAUCUUGUUGGUUGUGAUGAAGUUGACUGCUGUGAGAAAGACUCGUUCUGUUCUCUGUUGUCUCUCUCAGCUGGAGAACCUGAUGCUGGAUAAAGACGGACACAUAAAGAUCACGGACUUCGGCUUGUGUAAGGAGGGAAUCACAGACGGAGCCACGAUGAAGACCUUCUGUGGGACUCCAGAGUAUCUGGCUCCUGAGGUGCUGGAGGACAAUGAUUACGGUCGUGCGGUGGACUGGUGGGGUUUAGGAGUGGUGAUGUAUGAGAUGAUGUGCGGCCGUCUGCCGUUCUAUAACCAGGAUCACGAGCGUCUGUUUGAGCUCAUCCUGAUGGAGGACAUCCGCUUCCCCCGAACCCUCGCACCCGACGCCAAAUCCCUGCUGUCCGGCCUGCUCAAGAAAGACCCCCUACAACGGUUAGGUGGCGGCACGGAUGAUGCAAAAGAAAUCAUGCAGCACAAAUUCUUCACUGGAAUUGUGUGGCAAGAUGUUUAUGAGAAGAGGCUGGUUCCUCCGUUCAAACCGCAGGUGAGCUCAGAAACAGACACCAGAUAUUUCGACGAGGAGUUCACAGGACAGACCAUCACCAUCACGCCGCCGGGACAAGAUGACAGUAUGGAGUCGUUCGACAGCGAGAGAAGGCCACACUUCCCACAGUUUUCCUACUCGGCCAGCGGAACGGCCUAAAGCUUCCCGAUCUCCGAACUUCAGCAAGAAGAUCCCCAACCUCACAGACACCGCACAACUGCUCUGAGAUCAGACGUCCACUUUACCGUGUUUACCACGUCUGGAUCUGUGAUGUUUGUCCGUUGCUUCAGUGGCCUUUGAUUUCUGAGGAUGUGAGAGGGAACACUAACAUUUCCAUCCAAAACGCCAAAUGAAGAACUUCUUUAAUCGGGAGCGAGUGUCGUAUUAAAACUAAUGUCGUGCCAAAUAUUACUGUAUUUACGUUCACUGACCAAUUGAAACGUGCUAAACAAACUGCAGCUUUUACUAAAUAUUCAUAUCUAGAAUAUAAUUCUGCUAUAUUUGUAAUUUUACACAUGAUUUCUCGACUGAAGCGUGUUUUUUGACCCCCAAAGUGGUUUAGUUUGAAUUUGCUAUCGAAUGUGCAGUACAGUCGAAAUGAAGAUAAAUUAUAUUUUGUGAUUAUUAAAAUGACUCAGUUCCACUAAACUAGAAAUUAACCCCCACCAGUAGAUUAUAGGAGAGAAACCGGUCUAGAACAUUUUCUGAAUCCGUAUUGCAGUAGAAAAAAAAAAAAUAAGCAAAUCUAUUUUUGCUGUAAAAAAAUAAAGCCUGUUUUUUAGACAAUAAAAGUUUGGUUUGCAAGAAUAAUGAGGGUUAAAAAGAUCCAAUGCAUGUAUAAGAAUGAGAGUUUAAGAAAUUAAAUUAAAUUAAAUUAAAUUAAAUUAAAUUAAAUUAAAUUAAAUUAGAAUAGAAUUUAGAGUUUUAAUGUGUCACCAAGAGAAUUCCUAAUUUAUUUAUAUGAUGCAUUUUUAUAAAACUGAGUCAUUACAGUUUCUGUUAGUGAAAACAAUGAAUUAUAUUUUAUUUUAUUAUUAUUUUUAAUUUUUGCAUGUGACCUUUCUAUUUUUGGCAUCGAAUAAAUUAUUUUACCUUUUAAAUAUAAGCACAAAAAAUAUUCUCAAUUCCCACUUUUAUUCUGGUAAUUUAAGAACAAAAGAUAUAAACUCAGAAUUGCAAGUAAAAGUCAGAAUUGUGAGAUUAAAUGUUGCACUGUCAUUUAUUCUGUAGAUGAUUCCACGGUGAAAAAUAAUAAACAGAAAGAAUUACGAGAAAGUAACUUAUUUAGAAAAUCCAAGAAUAAAUUUUGGAAUUGUAAGACAAAGUUGCAAUUAAUUUUUUUUUUAUUUCUAUUAUUUUUUUAAUUCCAUUGUCAACAAUCUUCCAUAUAAAAUCCAUUAAUACAUGUAUAUAAUCAAGGAUGGCCACCGGGGCAUGUUGUCACAAAAUGCAUAAAGUCAAAAAUUUAUUUAAAAAAAUAAAUGCAUCCUGACUGACCAAACAUCCUGUUUUAAAUGUGCAGAAAACCCCUGCUGGUCCAUAUUCAGGCUUAAUUUUUCUUCUCUUCGAUGUUUUUGGUGUCUGAUACUAUGAGUCUAAUGGAGAGUUUUUGGGAGGUUUUUCACACGUUGCACGACCUCAGCGAGGUACUUCAGUGAGUCCAAGCCACCAUCGAGGUUUGUUUGUUAGAAAGGACUUUGUUUUUGAGCUCCGAUGCGUUCGUUAUUUAUAAAUCAACAGCUAGAAAUAAGAGUUUUGAAGGUAAUUUAAAGCAACAUCGGUGUAAAUACCAUGCAAUGGUUGUGAUUUAAUCAGCACAACCACAAAUAUGAUCUUUGUACAGAUGUGAGAAUCUGUUGGCGGGUUGUUAUUAUUAUUAUUAUUAUUAUUGUUUUGAAAUGCUCUGAUUGUUGAUAUGAUGUUUAAUAACCACCAUACACAUACACGAAUGUAAAGACAUUUCCUCUCUUUUCAACAUUAUUCUCUUAUUUUAUAUGCAAAACUAUUUUUAUUUCUAUUUUUAGAUCUGAUCUUUUAUAUGAAUAAUGCUCUUUCAUACUCUCCUCUUUU
Molecule: messenger RNA, 2610 nt
Organism: Carassius auratus (goldfish)
Lineage: Eukaryota; Metazoa; Chordata; Actinopteri; Cypriniformes; Cyprinidae
Product: RAC-alpha serine/threonine-protein kinase-like
Exons: 5
Coding region: 31-699 (222 amino acids)
Biological process (GO): protein phosphorylation
Molecular function (GO): protein serine/threonine kinase activity; ATP binding
Source: RefSeq, a predicted model, not a curated record